This is a messenger RNA of Triticum aestivum (bread wheat), 871 nucleotides long. Its product is annotated as proline-rich receptor-like protein kinase PERK2. The record is from RefSeq and is a predicted model, not a curated record. The transcript is spliced from 3 exons. The coding region runs from base 1 to 672 and encodes 223 amino acids. NCBI's taxonomy places the organism in Eukaryota, Viridiplantae, Streptophyta, Magnoliopsida, Poales, Poaceae.
AUGGGCCUUAGCCCACCCAGCCGGCCCAACGUCUCAGCCAGCCCACCUACCCCAUCGGUCGCCUUCGCCUACUGUUCUCCUGGCGCGACCGCUAGAGGGACACGUACCUGUCGGACCAGCUCGCCGGCGCCGCCCCGAGGGGAUAAGGGCGCCGUCCCCUCGACGCCUCGAGCCCUCCCGUCCACUCACCGCUCCCCACUUGCGCCCCCUCGCUCUCUCUCUUGCCCACGCACUCGUCACCUCCUCCAGAUCCAUCGCCGAGCGCGGUCGUUGCCGCUCGCCUCACUCUGCCAUGGCCAGCAGGCACAUCUCGCCUCGCCGUUGCGUCCACAAAGACCGCCGUCGUCCGCUGCGUCUACUACGGAGACGAAACGAUCUGGAACCCCUUCCAUCGUCGAGCCGGCCCUCUGCUUCCACCUCCGGCCACCGAAGGCCGCCGCCGUCGUUCUGCUGCACCGAGCCUCCCCUGAGCCCGCUCAUGCACAUCUGCAGGUCCGCGACCCCGUGGCGGCUGCCGAUGCCGCUGUAAUCGACUACGUCACCGACGACCCCUCCAUCUUGUCUGAGCAACCAGAUGGUGGAGUCCAGGAGCCAGAUGCCACCUUUGACGACUGCUACUACACCGAGGGCGUCUACUACCACAUGACGGAGACCGCCGAUGACCAGGAGUAGUUAGGAGGCUCCCAGGCAGGAGGCCUUGCCUUUUCGAUCAUAGAUGCUUUUGUGCUAGCCUUCUUAAGGCAAACUUGUCUAACUUACGUCUGCACUCAGAUAUUGUUGCUUUCGCUGACUCUUGUGUUUUCGAGCUUAUGUAUUCGAGCCCUCGAGGCCCCUGGCUUGUAAUAUAAAGCUUGUAUUUUUUUAAUUUGUG